Messenger RNA from Gossypium arboreum, 858 nucleotides. RefSeq names its product major allergen Pru ar 1-like. Lineage: Eukaryota; Viridiplantae; Streptophyta; Magnoliopsida; Malvales; Malvaceae. The coding region runs from base 4 to 579 and encodes 191 amino acids. Gene Ontology annotation, cellular component: cytoplasm; nucleus. Gene Ontology annotation, biological process: defense response; abscisic acid-activated signaling pathway. The transcript has 2 exons. Gene Ontology annotation, molecular function: abscisic acid binding; protein phosphatase inhibitor activity; signaling receptor activity. The record is from RefSeq and is a predicted model, not a curated record.
AGCAUGUUAGUUUCUCAUUUCUUCCCAUAUCGAAUAGCAUCAGUUCAUAAUAUUUGUGUUGAAUCAUUUUGUUUGUAUAAUUUGAAGAGAAAAAUGGGUGGUUUUGCAAAAGAAGUAGAGGUUAGUACAUCACUUCCCCCAGCCAAGGCAUUUAAGGCAUUUGCUGAAGAUCUGGACACCCUAUUGCCCACAGUUGCCCCACAAGCAAUCAAGAGUGUGGAGCGCCUUGAAGGAGAUGGUGGCCCUGGAACUAUAAAGAAGAUCACCUUUGCUGAAGGGUAUGGAUUCAGUUAUGCGAAACACAGGGUUGAUGUGUUGGACAAAGACAACUUCUUGUACACUUACGUUGUGAUCGAAAGCGACUUUUUUAACAACACGGUGGAGAAAAUCAGCUACGAGACAAAGUUUGUAGCAGCAGCAGAUGGAGGAACAAGUAUUAAGGUAACUACCACGUUUUACACCAUUGGUGACAAUCAGAUUACUCCAGACCUAAUGCUCCAAAUCAAGGAAGCAUCCGAGAAGCGAGCCCUUAUUUUGAAGGCUAUUGAAAAUUAUGUGUUGGCAAAUCCCGAUGUCUGAUUUGUCUUACCCAAAAAACUGUAUUUGAUUUGGGUAGUAACUCGUUUGUCUCUCUGGAUUUCAUCAUUUCUAUUUCCAUUGUAAUAAAAGUCUUUUCAGUUGUUAUCAUCUUUCAUAUAUACUUGAAACCAAUGUUUUAUGGUUCAUGACACUAACACACUUAUUAUUUGUAAACCUCUAGCUUUUGUUUGUGUUUUUAAGGUUGGAUUUAUAGUUUUGUUAAUUACUUAUGUACUUUUUCAUGUUUCUAUAUAUGGGAUCUUUUGCUUGGUUACUAAA